AUGCCCUCUUUCAUCAGAAGAUCCCAAUUUGGUCUUAACGGUUUCAACGCUGAACGAAUUAGCAGAUGGGGUACCCCUCUUGCUCUUUGGGGUGUCGCUGCUGGAGCCGCCGUAUCGCUCUUCUUGUCUGACGUACCGCUCUUCAAGAAGGAUGUGUUGAUCAAAGUGCCUGUUGUUGGAAAUUACUUCAUCGAUAAAACUCCCGAUUCCGACAAACCUUUCUAA
Kwoniella shivajii is the source of this 225-nucleotide messenger RNA. RefSeq lists its product as uncharacterized. The transcript is spliced from 5 exons. The record is from RefSeq and is a predicted model, not a curated record. NCBI's taxonomy places the organism in Eukaryota, Fungi, Basidiomycota, Tremellomycetes, Tremellales, Cryptococcaceae. Gene Ontology annotation, biological process: mitochondrial electron transport, ubiquinol to cytochrome c. The coding region runs from base 1 to 225 and encodes 74 amino acids.